AUGUGUACCUCGAGGGCUGUGCUGGCCAUGGAGAUAGGGGCUUAUAACCGAAGACAAGGAAAGAUGCAGGGGUACGUAAUAGGGGCCUGGGCUAACCUGGAAUAUAUGCAUAUAGCAUGAGUUUAUUGCCAGUGGUUAAGUACAUAUUUACCUAGGUGUCUCAAUAACUUCAAGGAAACAACAUCGAUUUCACGAACCAACCCAAACACAUACUCAUAUCCCACCCUACAUACUCUCCAGCGAGUAUGGACUCUCAUAAAGAAGCAGUCAUAUCCAUCUCUAAACGUCUAGAGCAAUUCUACGCCCAACGCCAGCCCUUCAGAGUCUACCACGGCACCACCAACAGCACGCGCACCUCAGACAAGAGCCGCAGCAACACCGUCGACACCAGCAACCUCAACCAUGUCCUCUCCAUCGACCAGACCAAAAAGACCGCCCUCGUCGAGCCCAACGUCCCCAUGGACCAGCUCGUCGCCGCGGCCCUGCAAAACAGCCUAGUCCCGCUCGUCGUCAUGGAAUUCCCGGGCAUCACCGUCGGCGGCGGCUUCAGCGGCAUGGCCGGCGAGAGCAGCUCGUGCCGCCACGGCCCCUUCGACUCGACCGUCAACUGGAUCGAGAUCGUGCUGGCUAGCGGCGAGACCCUGCGCGCGUCCAAGACCGAGAGGCCGGACCUGUUCUGGGGCGCCGCGUCCGCCUUCGGAACCCUCGGCGUCGUCACGCUGUUGGAGGUCCAGCUGAGAGAUGCCAAGGACUUGGUCGAGCUGACGCAUUACCCUGCAUCCAGCUUCGCGGCCGCGAGCCAGAAGAUCCAGGAGGAGAUCGCCGACCCGGCCGUGGAGUACGUCGACGCCGUCGCUUUUUCGGCGCAGUCGUUUGUCAUCUGCUCCGGCCGCCUGGUCGACGCCGUGCCCGAUGCCAAGCCGCGACGGUACCUGCGGCGUCAGGACCCGUGGUUCUACCUCGACGUGCAGAAGGUGGCGCAGAAGGCGAAGGCGAAGGCGAAGGCAGAGCAAAAAGCAGUCGUCCACUACAUCCCCCUAACCGACUACCUCUUCCGCUGGGACCGCGGCGGGUUCUGGGUCGCGCGGUACGCGUUCCGCUACUUCCUCACGCCCUUCAACCGCGCGACCCGGCUCCUCCUCGACCGCUUCAUGCGCGCGCGCGUCAUGUACCACGCGCUGCACGCGAGCGGGCUAUCCUCCACCUACAUCAUCCAAGACGUCGGCAUCCCCUUCCCCCACUCCCCCGCCUUCCACCACUUCCUCGACGCCAACCUGCCCACCUACCCCCUAUGGCUGUGCCCCGUGCGCGCGCGCCGCGACGACCCCGACUCCGCGCACGGGCUGCACGCGCACUUCUCGUCUUCCCACAACAACAACAAUCCCGACGCCGACCCGCACCCAGAGUUCCUCCUCAACUUCGGCAUCUGGGGGCCCGCCCCCCCCUCCCGCGAUCCCGCAGACCUGGUGCGCCUCAACCGCUCCAUCGAGCACCGGGCCCACGCCCUCGGCGGCACCAAGACCCUGUACGCGCAGGCGUUCUACACGGAGGCCGAGUUCUGGGCGACCUACGACCGCGGCGCGUACGACGCCGUGCGCGCCGCCUACGGCGCCUCGCAUCUGCCGAGCGUGUAUGAUAAAGUCAAGGUUAAGAUAGAUGACGAUGAUGGGGAGGUCUCGAGAAUGCCCGCGGCUCUGCGACGGGUUAGGCCGUUUCAGGGGCUGUAUGGGGUUUAUAAGGCGUGGAGGGGUGGGGAGUAUUUGUUACGGGAGAGGGGGGAAAGAAAGGAGAAAGGGGAGGGGAAGGGACAGCCUGCUGCGAAUAAGGAUACUACGGUGGAAUCUGCCACGAAUGGAAGCUAAGGGCGUGUACGGUAGGCGAAAGUUCCAAGUUCCUGAGCACUUUGCGUGCGUAUCUACCUAAGUAAGGAUGAUCACACGAGUUAAGCACAUUCACUGUUUUCCUUUUGGUUAUGUAAAUUUCAUGAAUUCAUGUCUAUAUACGAUA
Messenger RNA from Hypoxylon fragiforme, 2007 nucleotides. RefSeq names its product FAD-binding domain-containing protein. Gene Ontology annotation, biological process: steroid metabolic process. Gene Ontology annotation, cellular component: cytoplasm; membrane. The record is from RefSeq and is a predicted model, not a curated record. Gene Ontology annotation, molecular function: FAD binding; Delta24(24-1) sterol reductase activity. The coding region runs from base 246 to 1862 and encodes 538 amino acids. The transcript has a single exon. Lineage: Eukaryota; Fungi; Ascomycota; Sordariomycetes; Xylariales; Hypoxylaceae.